AUGGAUGUUCGUUCCAAGACUGGUGACGCUACUGCUAGUGUCUUGCAUGACCGCGGGAAGCCGCCUGACCCGCUGAACAGUUUUGCCAAUAAACCGACCGACCUAGAUGGAUCUGAUUACUUGAAUGAAACGGUGGGUGAGGAGAUGCCUACACCGGGUACAGCACCAAUUCGUGGGAUCGGGUUACGAGUUACUAACAUUGAAGGCAACCCUCUACUUCCGAGAAGAGGUAUGUUUUCUACGUCGAAUGUAUCGGUUUUGGAUGGGUUGAUGAGUAUUUCUAAACCUGUGGAAAACUUAUUUGCUGCUGGAGCAUCUUCGUCGACGACUAGCAAGGAUGAUAAUGCUGGUCAGUGCCAUGAGACUCUUUCGUUUGCUAAUGUGGUCCAAAGGAAUAAGGCGGAUGUUAAAGUGAACUUUCGUUCCUUAGAGACGAGUGAGAAACAGGAUGGGUGUGAUGUGGUCCUUUCUAGGGAAUCGGUCAAAGUUGUGCAUGAUAAGCUUGCUAACACGCUAUAUGGGUAUUUUUUGGGGGACCGGGUUGCUUUUCCCGUGGUGGACUAUUUUGUUAGAAAUAAUUGGAAGCGGUAUGGACUGCAGAAGUCAAUGAUGAAUGCCAACGGAUUUUUCUUCUUCAAAUUUGCGGAUCAAGCAGGUAUGCAAAAGGUUCUUACUGAGGGGCCAUGGAUUAUUCGUUCACAGCCGUUAUUUUUAGAAGUGUGGUCGCCAUCGUUAAAGCUUGAGAAAAAAGAAGUGAAAAAGGUUCAGGUUUGGGUAAAAUUCCAUGAGGUUCCUCUAGCGGCGUAUACGGAGGAUGGUUUAAGUCUAAUUGCUACAACUAUUGGUGUGCCAAAGGCUUUGGAUUCGUUCACCACGUCUAUGUGCGUUGAUGGUUGGGGGAGAAGCAGCUAUGCUCGGGCUCUGGUAGAAAUUUCAGCAGAUUCUGAACUGAAAGAAGAGUUAACGAUUGCGGUUCCUUGUCUUGAUGGGGAUGGGUUUGUAAAGGAGAAGGUCUACGUUGAAUAUGAAUGGUGUCCUCAUAGGUGUGGCCGAUGCUGUGUUUUCGGGCACACCCAUGAAAAUUGUCCUCUGCAGGCUCCUAGAGUGUCAAAAGAUAAAAAACAACAACAUAAGGGUCCGGGUUAUGAUAGAAAGAUGAAGCAGCCGGUUCAGGAUCCUGGUCCGUCAAAGAGGCAAUCCACUGUGGAUGACGAUGGGUAUACUACUGUGCUAGGGAAGAAGGCAGCGAAAAAAGUGGGUUUUAAUGUCAAUAAACCGAAGCCAAAAUUUGAAUAUCGCCCAGUUUCUACUAAUCGGAAAGAUAACGGGAAGUCUAAAUCGGAAUCAACUAAUGUGGUGUCUCGAAAUCCUUUUGAUGCUUUGAAUGAAGUGAAUGAGGAGCAAGGCCAAAGUAGUAAAUCGGCUGGAGAUGGUAAUGAUCCGAGUGCUAAUGAGGAACCGGAUGGGGGUAGGCCAGAUCCGGCCCAAGUAAAUCUGGAUGAUGAUGAGCUUGUUGAUGAUUUUUACGAAGCGGAUGGCUAUGAAAUGGAUGGUUUUUUGAGGCAAGGAAUUAUUAACACUAAAAAAGGGGCAAGCACUCCUUCUGCAUCGGUGCUCAAUGCAAACUACUAUAUUAGUCGGAGGGAUUUGUGGAAACAGCUUUCUUUACAUAAGAAUUUUGUUUCUAAUGAACCUUGGGUCAUUCUAGGUGAUUUUAAUUCGGCGUUGAAUCUUGAGGAUAAAUCUAUGGGUUGUUCCUCGGUGUCCCUGAGCAUGAAAGAAUUUCAAGAGUGUGUGGAUGAAAUUGAGAUGGUAGAUAUAAAACGCACUGGUAUCCAUUUCACGUGGAAUCAGAAACCAAAGAAAGGGAUUGGGCUAAUGAAAAAGAUAGACAGAGUUAUGGGAAAUCCUCAUUUUAUUGAAAAGUUUCUGAGUGCUUUUGCUGAUUUUCAUCCUUCUCGGUUAUCGGAUCACUGCUCGUGUGUGGUUAGCGUCCCGGAUAUGGAAAAUAGAAAACACCGACCUUUUAAAUUUGCUAAUUUCCUGGCGUAUAAACCUGAUUUCUUGCCGAUUGUGGAGAAGGGGUGGGUUGAAGAGCUUAGAGUUAAGCUUGACCGUAUUCAGUGUGAUAUGGAUAAAGAUCCGUCUAGUCUUACGCUGCGAGAGGAGGAAGCUAUUACUAGAAGUGAUUUUCAAACCGCGUUGUUAGACGAAGAGAGGUUUUUGAAGCAAAAAUCUAAAGUGGACUGGUUAGCGGCCGGGGAUAUGAAUACGGCCUUCUUCCACUCGGCACUCAAGAAUAGAGUUCACUAUAGCCGUAUUGAGGUGAUUCGUGAUGUUCGAGGGAAUGUUUAUACGGAUGAGAUGGUUUCGGGAGCUUUUGUUGAUCAUUAUGAGCACUUUUUGGGCUGCCCGGGUAAUCCGACUAUUAGUCCGACUCCUGAUUUGUUUUCUAAAAAGUUAGAGAGGGAUGUUGCUCGCCAUAUGGUCCGACCGGUUACUCCUGAUGAGGUUAAAAGGGCAAUGUUCUCCAUGGGUUCGGAUAAAGCCCCUGGUCCUGACGGGUUUACAGCGGGUUUUUUUAAGAAUGCAUGGCCUAUUGUUGGUGAUGAGGUAUCAAAAGCUGUUAUAGAUUUCUUUGCUACAGGGAAACUUUUAAGGGAAUUAAACCACACGCUUAUUGUUCUUAUUCCCAAGACAUCCUCGCCUUCUGUGGUUACGGACUACCGUCCGAUUGCUUGCUGUAAUGUGCUAUAUAAGUGUAUUAGCAAGAUUGUUGCUGACAGGAUCAAAGGAGUGCUUAAUGACAUUGUGAGUGUCAACCAGUCGGCUUUCGUUCCAGGUAGAAAAAUUUCUGAUAACAUUCUGUUAACUCAAGAGUUGAUGCAUAAUUAUCAUAGGAACAUCGGCCCCCCUAAAUGUGCGUUUAAAGUGGACAUCCAGAAAGCUUACGAUACUGUUGAUUGGGCGUUUCUAAAGAACAUUUUGGUGGGUUUUGGGUUUCAUAGCAGCAUGGUUCAUUGGAUCAUGGUUUGUGUUUCCACGACCACGUUUUCGGUUUGUAUUAAUGGUGAUGUUCAUGGUUUUUUCAAGGGUAAGAGGGGGUUGCGUCAGGGAGAUCCUAUCUCUCCGUAUCUUUUUACCCUUGUGAUGGAGAUCCUCACGGCUAUUCUUCAGCAGACGAUAAGGAUAGACUCUUCGUUUAAGUUCCAUAACAGGUGCGAACGUCAGCAGAUUAUAAACCUGUGUUUUGCGGAUGACUUAUUUAUUUUCGCUAGGGGCGAGAUUGCGUCGGCUAGAUGUAUAAUGAAAGCGCUCAAUUCUUUUUCUAAGAUGUCGGGUUUGACGCCUAAUGUCCAGAAAAGUACAGUAUUUUUCUCUAAUGUUCCAUCGUUUGUUAAAACUGCUAUUCUGAAUAUAAUGCCGUUUAUUGAGGGGUCGUUGCCAGUGAGAUACUUGGGAGUUCCUCUUAUAUCGUCUAAGUUAUUGUACAAAGACUGCCAGGUGUUGGUUGAGAAGCUUGAGAAACGUAUUAUGCAUUGGAGGAAUAAAUUACUUUCGUUUGCAGGUAGACUGCAACUUAUUACUUCGGUAUUGUCUUCUCUGCAUGUUUACUGGUCUUCAGUGUUUAUCCUGCCUGCUCGAGUUGUCUCUAGCCUGGAAGCUUUGAUGCGUAAUUUUCUAUGGUCUCAUGACAGUUCGUUCCAGAGGGGUAGGGCAAAGGUUUCUUGGAAUACUGUUUGUGUUCCUAAGUAUGAGGGUGGGUUGGGGAUUCGUCGUAUUGGUGAUGUUAAUAAGGCACUUAUCUCUGCGCACAUAUGGAGCAUUUUAUCUAAACGUGAAUCGUUAUGGGUUGAUUGGGUUCAUUCGUACAGGUUACGAGGUAAAAGUUUCUGGGCUUGUAAUACCCCUUCUUCUUGUUGCUGGUCGUGGAGGAAAAUUAUUCAGCUUUGGCCGGAAAUGAGGAGUUUUGUUUGGGCUGAGAUUGGGAAUGGUUUAUCGACUUCAGCUUGGUUCGACUCGUGGAGCAAUAUAGGUCCGUUGUUUCAAUUUUUUACUCCGAGACAAAUUGCAAAUGCAGGUUUCAGUUUGGAUGCCAAGGUGGCUGAUUUAUGGUUAAAUUCUUCGUGGGGUUGGCCGAUUGAGUGGAGACAUCGUCUCCCGGCUCUUAAUCAGAUUGAUACUCGAUCUAUUCAGCCGGCUAAGGAAGACAAGUUUUUGUGGCGUCAAGGGGAGCACCUUCAUGAGUUUUCAACGGCUCGGGCUUGGGAUUCCUUUAGACAUCGAGAGGUGGAGGUAGAGUGGUGCCGUAUUGUUUGGUUCAGUCAAUGCAUCCCUCGCCAUGCGUUCUUAAUGUGGCUUAUUAUGAGACGUAAGUUACUCACUCAAGAUAAGAUUUUAAGCUGGGAUAUCUCGCGGAGAAAAAACAUGAACAUGAUGUGCUGUUUGCUUUGUUACGCAAAUCAUGAUUCUCAUAACCAUCUGUUCUUCGAGUGUAAAUUCUCGGAUCAGGUUUGGCACAAAGUCAGACAUAAAGCGGGUAUGGAGUCGGUUGCUUCUAAGUGGGAUGACAUUGUUAAUUGGCUUGUAACUCGGUCCAGGUCGAAAUCAGCGGGAAGCUAUGUUGCAAGAUUAUUGGUAGCCGCCACUGCGUAUCUCAUUUGGCAGGAGCGUAAUGCGAGAUUAUUCAAGAAUGAGUUGAGACCACCAGAAGCUAUUAUUGAUCUUAUUUUCCAACAGGUCCGAUAUAAAUUGAUGGGAGCGAAGCUAAAGAAUUGUGAAAAUGUCCGAAGGCUUCUUGGCGAAUGGGGAAUCAUUGGAGUUAACCUUCAUGAAGAUGGUGGCUGA
Messenger RNA from Helianthus annuus (common sunflower), 4848 nucleotides. RefSeq lists its product as uncharacterized. NCBI's taxonomy places the organism in Eukaryota, Viridiplantae, Streptophyta, Magnoliopsida, Asterales, Asteraceae. The transcript is spliced from 3 exons. The record is from RefSeq and is a predicted model, not a curated record. The coding region runs from base 1 to 4848 and encodes 1615 amino acids.